GUGACACGCUCUGCUAUAAAUGCAUUUCCGCAUCUUCCGACAGUCCUUUCCUGUCUACGGCCUAUUGGAAGAUGGCGGUGCAAAUCUCCAAGAAGAGGAAGUUCGUCUCAGACGGUAUCUUCAAGGCCGAGCUGAACGAGUUCUUGACUCGUGAGCUUGCUGAGGAUGGAUACUCGGGUGUGGAGGUGCGUGUGACCCCAACCAGGACCGAGAUCAUCAUCCUUGCCACAAGGACCCAGAAUGUUCUGGGAGAGAAGGGCCGUCGCAUCAGAGAGCUGACAGCAGUGGUCCAGAAGAGGUUUGGCUUCCCCGAGGGCAGUGUGGAGCUGUAUGCUGAGAAAGUUGCCACCCGUGGUCUGUGUGCCAUCGCUCAGGCAGAGUCUCUGCGCUACAAGCUGCUGGGAGGUCUGGCCGUGCGUAGGGCUUGUUACGGUGUUCUGAGGUUCAUCAUGGAGAGCGGAGCCAAGGGCUGCGAGGUUGUGGUGUCUGGCAAGCUGAGGGGUCAGAGGGCCAAGUCCAUGAAGUUUGUGGAUGGCCUGAUGAUUCACAGUGGAGACCCAGUCAACUACUACGUCGACACAGCCGUCCGCCACGUCCUGCUCAGGCAGGGUGUGCUGGGCAUCAAGGUGAAGAUCAUGCUGCCCUGGGACCCCAGCGGCAAGAUGGGCCCCAAGAAACCCCUGCCCGACCACGUCAGCAUUGUGGAGCCCAAGGAGGAGACCCUGCCCACCACACCCAUGUCUGAGCAGAAGGGGGCCAAGCCAGAGGUGCCCGUCAUGCCCCAGGGAGCACCCGUACCCACCGCAUAAAAGGGUGUUCACCAUUUCCCCCAGAUGGAAGCAAGACCCUGCUUUUUGUGUACAAAACAAUAAAAAUCUGGAAAAUACA
Molecule: messenger RNA, 888 nt
Organism: Myripristis murdjan (pinecone soldierfish)
Lineage: Eukaryota; Metazoa; Chordata; Actinopteri; Holocentriformes; Holocentridae
Gene: rps3
Product: ribosomal protein S3
Exons: 7
Coding region: 72-809 (245 amino acids)
Biological process (GO): positive regulation of apoptotic signaling pathway; translation
Cellular component (GO): nucleus; cytosolic small ribosomal subunit
Molecular function (GO): structural constituent of ribosome; RNA binding
Source: RefSeq, a predicted model, not a curated record